AUGGCAAAAGGCUCAAAGAAGGAAGCUCUCGAUGAGCAGCUGCCCUCGGUCGAGGAGGAUCUCUAUAAGCUUCUGGGGGUGGAGUCGGAUGCCACCUCAGAAGCUAUCAAGACUGCCUACAGAAAGAAUGCUUUGAAGCACCAUCCUGACAAGGUCAGCGAAGAACACCGUGAAGAAGCCAACAAGAGAUUCCAGCAGAUUGCCCUUGCCUAUGGUGUCCUCUCGGAUGAGCGCCGACGAAAGCUGUACGAUCGCACCGGUAACACUGAAGAAAUCCUUGGUGAAGAUGAGGAUUUUGACUGGCUGGACUUUUACCGCGAGCAACUUUCUGCCAUGUUGGACACUCGUGCACUGGAUGAUUUCCAGAAAAAAUACAAGGGCUCGGAUGAGGAGAAGACCGACAUUCUCACAGCAUAUGAGCAGGGUGAGGGAAAUAUGGAUCACAUCUAUGACUCGGUGAUGCUCUCCAACGUGCUUGAGGAUGAUGCACGCUUCCGCUCCAUCAUUGAUCAGGCCAUCAGUGAGGGCCAGGUGGAGAAUUACCCCACAUACAGCGAGGAGCCAGAGAGCAAGCACCAGCGCCGCGUGAGACGGGCUCAAAAGGAAGCCAAAGAGGCGGAGAAGCACGCAAGAGACACAGAGAAUGCCAAGAAAAAGAGAGCCGCAUCAGCAUCCAAGUCAAAGGCCACCGCAAAGGGAAAAGGAGCUGAUGAUGAGAAUGAUCUUCUCGCCAUGAUCACCAAACGUCAGCAGCACCGUGGCCAGAGCUUCCUUGCUCAUCUAGAGGAAAAAUAUGCACAGCCCUCCAAGGGAUCCAAACGCACCGUGAUGGAUGAGCCACCAGAGGAGGCAUUUGCCUCUGUUGGUGCCCGCAAGAAGUCCAAGAGUGCCAAGUCUCAGGAGAAAAAGUCUUCGAAAGCCUGA
Penicillium oxalicum is the source of this 924-nucleotide messenger RNA. RefSeq names its product DnaJ domain protein. The record is from RefSeq and is a predicted model, not a curated record. NCBI's taxonomy places the organism in Eukaryota, Fungi, Ascomycota, Eurotiomycetes, Eurotiales, Aspergillaceae. Bases 1 to 924 code for a protein of 307 amino acids. Gene Ontology annotation, cellular component: cytoplasm; nucleus. The transcript is spliced from 2 exons. Gene Ontology annotation, molecular function: heat shock protein binding.